This is a messenger RNA of Protobothrops mucrosquamatus (brown spotted pit viper), 1971 nucleotides long. RefSeq names its product G protein pathway suppressor 1 (gene GPS1). The coding region runs from base 31 to 1614 and encodes 527 amino acids. The record is from RefSeq and is a predicted model, not a curated record. NCBI's taxonomy places the organism in Eukaryota, Metazoa, Chordata, Lepidosauria, Squamata, Viperidae. The transcript has 14 exons. Gene Ontology annotation, cellular component: COP9 signalosome.
GGGCGAGGGGGUACAGAGAGUCAGGACAGGAUGAGGGAUAGUUCAGUUCCAAGCUCAGCUUCCUCGUCAGUGACAGAUCUAUACAACACUCCCCGCAGCAGUAGGUCAGACCUCUUCCUCCCAGGUACAUCUGGAGACUUCAGCCUGAGUGCCUGCUUAUCAGCCUGCACCCUACUUUAUGAGGGUGCGGUAGAGCCCAUGCAGAUUGAUGUAGAUCCCCAAGAAGAUCAGCAAAAUGCACCUGAUAUCAACUAUGUGGUGGAGAACCCAACUCUGGAUCUGGAGCAGUAUGCAGCAAGUUACAGUGGCCUGAUGAGGAUUGAGAGACUGCAGUUCAUUGCUGACCAUUGCCCACAGCUGCGAGUGGAAGCCCUGAAGAUGGCACUCUCAUUUGUCCAAAGAACAUUCAAUGUGGAUGUUUAUGAAGAGAUUCACCGAAAAUUGACUGAAGCUACCAGAGAGCUGCAGAACACACCUGACGCUGUCCCAGAUGGUGGGAUAGAGCCUCCUCCUCUAGACACAGCGUGGGUCGAGGCUACACGCAAAAAAGCUCUUCUCAAACUGGAAAAGUUAGACACGGAUCUUAAGAAUUAUAAAGGAAAUUCAAUCAAGGAAAGCAUCAGGAGAGGCCAUGAUGACUUGGGAGAUCAUUACCUUGACUGUGGAGACCUCAGCAAUGCCCUUAAAUGUUAUUCACGAGCUCGUGAUUACUGCACCAGUGCAAAGCAUGUUAUUAACAUGUGCCUCAAUGUUAUCAAGGUCAGUGUUUAUCUUCAAAACUGGUCCCAUGUCCUGAGCUAUGUGAGCAAAGCAGAAUCCACGCCAGAGAUUGCAGAGCAAAGAGGAGAACGGGACAGUCAGACACAGGCCAUCCUUACCAAAUUGAAAUGUGCCGCAGGCUUGGCUGAACUAGCUGCCCGGAAGUACAAGCAGGCAGCAAAGUGCUUCCUGUUGGCCUCAUUUGAUCACUGUGACUUCCCUGAGCUGCUCUCUCCUAGCAAUGUAGCUGUAUAUGGUGGCCUGUGUGCACUAGCAACUUUCGACCGACAAGAAUUGCAACGUAAUGUCAUCUCCAGCAGCUCCUUCAAACUGUUCUUGGAGCUAGAGCCACAGGUGCGUGACAUCAUCUUCAAGUUCUAUGAAUCCAAAUAUGCUUCAUGUCUCAAGAUGCUGGAUGAGAUGAAGGAUAACCUACUAUUGGAUAUGUACCUGGCACCUCACGUGAGAACGCUUUACACCCAGAUACGAAAUCGGGCCCUUAUCCAGUAUUUCAGCCCUUAUGUGUCAGCAGACAUGCGCAGAAUGGCCACUGCUUUCAACACUACUGUGGCAGCUCUGGAGGAUGAGCUCACUCAGCUGAUCCUGGAGGGGCUAAUAAAUGCCAGAAUAGACUCCCACAGCAAGAUUUUGUAUGCCAGAGAUGUUGACCAACGCAGUACUACCUUUGAAAAGUCCCUACUCAUGGGAAAGGAGUUUCAGCGUCGCGCCAAAGCUAUGAUCCUACGAGCUGCUGUCCUGCGUAAUCAGAUCCAUGUGAAGUCUCCUCCACGAGAAGGAAGCCAAGGUGAACUCACUCCAGCAAACAGCCAGUCCCGGAUGAGCACCAACAUGUGAAGCUCUCUGAGCCAGCAAAAGACUGUCCCUUCCCUCCCUGCCCCACAUACCCAGGGCCAUGUGUACCCAGUAUCCACAACAUCAACUGUCCCUCGGUGCCUUUCGGACUCUCUGGCUGGGGGGCGGGGGCGGGGAGGGCAAGACCGUUGAAGGCAAGCUUUGAGAGUCUGAGAACUCCUUUUAGAACAACGUUCGUCAGAUGCAGCCCUUUGAGAAUAUGCAAGCCUGCGAGUGCUGGCUUCAUCCUAUCCUUCCCAGGGUUUCUCACAAACAGAAGCUGAUCUUGGUUUCAUUCAGCUGCCAAAAGAGCUUUGUUGUUUUUGUUCAGUAAAAGAUAAAUAGCAUGAAUCUCGAGGA